AUGAAUAUUUGUGAACACUGUGGAUAUCAUUUGAAAGUGAGCAGUUCAGAUAGAAUCGAACCUGAUGAAAAAAAUGGGAUCACUUCUUAUGGACUCGUUGAGAAUGAUUCUGAUCUAGUUCAUGGCAUAUUAGAAGUAGAAGGCGCUCUGGUGGGAUCCUCACGGACAGAAAAAGGUUGCAGUCAGUUUGAUAAUGAUCGAGUGACAUUGCUUCUUCGGUCCAAACUAAGGAAUCCCUUAAAUAUGAUUCAAAAAGGAUCUUGUUUUAUCGUUGAUCAGAGAUUUCUCUAUGAAAAAUAUGAAUCGGAGUUUGAAGAAGGGGAAGGAGUCCUCGACCCGCAACAGAUGGAGGAGGAUUUAUUCAAUCACAUAGUUUGGGCUCCUAGAAUAUGGCGCCCUUGGGGCUUUCUAUUUAAUUGUAUCGAAAGGCCCAAUGAAUUGGGAUUUCCCUAUUGGGCCAGGUCAUUUCGGGGCAAGCGGAUCAUUUAUGAGGAAGAGGAUGAGCUUCAAGAGAAUGAUUCGGAGUUCUUGCAGGGUGGAACCAUGCAGUACUAG
Messenger RNA from Arachis duranensis, 555 nucleotides. RefSeq names its product protein Ycf2-like. The transcript has a single exon. Bases 1 to 555 code for a protein of 184 amino acids. Lineage: Eukaryota; Viridiplantae; Streptophyta; Magnoliopsida; Fabales; Fabaceae. The record is from RefSeq and is a predicted model, not a curated record.